GCUACAUGCACAGUUGUAGGGCGUAAGGAAGCGGCCAUCAUUUUGGAGUCAGACGAUAGGGAAACCGAAGAAACAGUCAUUUCAGCUUCUGAUACAGAAAAUCCAAAGACAGAGCAGCAUUUUACAGCCUGUAAAGAUGCACUUGACUGCGUGUGAACCUACGGCCAUGUCCACAGCCUUAGUGAUGGACCAUCCAGGGGACGCAAGCCUCCUCCAGUCCUGUGGAACAGCAGACAGUCUCGCCUCCCUGGAAGAUGCCAUCGCCGAGUCUACAGCAAAUGAGUCAUCAGAGGAAGAAUCAGCAUGUGCCAGAGAAGAGCAAUCAAACACCAAAGCCGAACAGAGUGUGCAGGCAGAAUCCGGUGCCACCCCUCGACCCGACUCCCUGUCUUUGCCCGCUAAGGGCACAGAGUUCUGGGCCACAUGCAGGGAUGGAGAGGUGAAGCUCAGAAUGGGUGAGUCCGGCCCCGAGGCUGAACCCGCCAUGACAGUGAACCAGAUGUUCACCUCUACUGUCCAGCGCUUCGGCAACUACAACGCUCUGGGCUGGAAAGAGGGAGAGCAGUGGAAAACCAUGACCUACAGCGAGUACUACAAGUCUUGCCGCACUGCUGCCAAGAGCUUCCUCAAGCUCGGUCUGGAGCGGUACCACGGCGUCGGUAUCCUCGGGUUCAACUCAGCCGAGUGGUUUAUUGCUGACAUCGGGGCUAUUUUAGCUGGGGGUUUUGCUGUGGGCAUUUACACCACCAACUCCCCUGAGGCGUGCCAGUAUGUGGCGGAGAAUUGCCAGGCCAACAUCCUUGUGGUGGAAAACCACAAACAGCUGCAGAAGAUCUUACAGGUCCAGGACAAAUUACCGCACCUUAAAGCCAUUAUCCAGUACAAAGAUGAGCUGAAAGAGAAAAAGCCCAAUCUCUACACGUGGGCGGAGUUUAUGGAGCUGGGCCGCGAUGAGCCUGACGCUCAACUCGAUGAUAUCAUCAGCUCCCAGAAACCCAAUCAGUGCUGCACACUGAUCUACACAUCCGGAACCACAGGCCAGCCAAAGGGAGUAAUGCUUAGUCACGACAACCUGACAUGGACAGCAUUUGCAACCGGCCAAGAUGUGAGUCUUGCAGAUGCAGAUAAGUCACAGGAAGUGGUCGUGAGCUACCUUCCACUCAGCCAUAUUGCUGCACAGAUGAUUGACAUCUGGCUUCCCAUGAAAGCAGGAGGAGUUGCGUACUUUGCACAGCCUGAUGCGCUAAAGGGUACUCUGGCCAACACCCUACGUGAGAUACGCCCUACUGCGUUCAUGGGUGUCCCACGAGUGUGGGAGAAGAUGCAGGAAAAGAUGAAGUCGAUCGGAGCCAAAUCGUCCACUGUGCGCCGGAAGGUGGCGUCUUGGGCCAAAGACGUGGGCCUGCAGACAAACCUCAACAAAAUGGAGCUUAAUGGCAACCUGUCCACAAAGCCACUGAACUAUCGGUUGGCGAAGCGCCUGGUGUUCCGGAAGGUUCGGAAGGCACUGGGUCUGGAUCGCUGUACGAGGUGCUACACCGGAGCGGCUCCCAUAACCAAAGACACGCUGGAGUUUUUCCUCAGUCUGGACAUUCCUCUCUUUGAACUCUACGGCAUGAGUGAGAGCUCUGGACCGCACACCAUCUCACUGCCUGACGCCUUCAGACUCACCAGCUGUGGAAAGGUGAUUCCAGGCUGUAAGACAAAGAUCUUCAGCCCUGAUUCCGAUGGGAAUGGAGAGAUUUGUUUCUGGGGUCGUCAUGUGUUCAUGGGAUACCUGAACAUGCCUGAUAAAACAGAAGAGGCUCUAGAUACUGAUGGCUGGCUGCACUCGGGAGACCUCGGCAAACACGACCAGAACGACUUCCUGUUCAUCACUGGCCGCAUUAAAGAACUGAUCAUCACAGCUGGAGGUGAAAAUAUUCCCCCGGUGCCCAUUGAGGACGCAGUUAAAGAGGCCAUUCCACUCAUCAGCAAUGCCAUGCUUAUCGGAGACAAGAGAAAGUUCCUCUCCAUGCUGCUCACCAUUAAGUGUCAGGUAAACAGCGAAACGGGCGCUCCUGAAGAUGAACUGACCCCUGAGGCGGUGGAGCUGUGUCGCAAACUCGGCAGCAACGCCACUCGAGUCAGCGAGAUCACCGGUGGCCGUGACCGCGCCGUAAACGCAGCUAUUCAAGACUCCAUCACCCGUGUCAAUGAGAAAGCCACCUCUAACGCCCAGCGCAUCCAGAAAUGGACCGUGUUGGAUCAAGAUUUCUCUAUCCCUGGAGGAGAACUGGGGCCCACGAUGAAGCUCAAGAGGCCAGUGGUCAUGAAGAUGUACAAAGAGCAGAUUGAGAGCUUUUACAAAGAAGUCGUGACCCCAACCACCCCAGACAACCCUCUGCCUCCUAAAUAGGUGCCCAACAAAAGCCCUUGUCAUCCACUUCAGAUCCGGAGACAAAGAGACUGACAUGGUCUAACACACACAUGCUUACAUAGGAACACCACUCAGACCUUGUGUUUUGCCUCAUUUUUGAGUUAAUAUGCGUUCAGGGUUUUUUAAUUGUUAAUUUCAUACUGUUUACAUUUUUCUGUAUUACUGAAAGAAGGAAAACAUGUUUGUAACAAAGCCAUUUUUUUGUGUGUGUGGUUUACUAUUUAUUUUUCUUGCCUAAUUAUAAUGAAGUGUCUUUUGAGUCAUGUUGUUGAUUUAAUAUGUAAGUGCAGGUGAUACAGAGAUUAAUUUAUGGUUAAAUUUAUCAACAAAGUUUGAUAAAUCUUAAUAGCUAACUUGCGCAUCAGGAGUGACUGAAUUCUUUGAGAAUAGCUUUGGGCGGUAGUGCUCGUUUGUCAACGGCACUGCUGUGAACAAGUGCCACCAAAAACACUGGUUGUUUAACGGAAACUAGAUGUUUGCGGAGGAACAUCCUCAAGACUUUGCUCUGUGAAGAUUAUUUAGCAGGAACCCCAUGCCAUACAAGCCAUAAAUGUUUUUGUUUGCUCGUUUUUCAGAACCAAAUGCAUCACAUUAGUUUGAAUGUUUGUUUCACUUAUGCAGUUGGUUAAUAUUGUCGUUUAAUAUUUUGUAAAAAAAACAAUUAACCUGUUAAAUAGUGUAAAUACGUAUUGCAUUAAUUUCCUCUUCUUCUGUGGUCUUACUUAAUGCUUUGCUGUGUCAUUGUGACAAUCCUCAAAGUAGCAAAACCAUUUUCCUGCCAUUGAUAUCUGGACAGAGAGAAGCGGUGAAUAUUUAUCUUGUGAAAUACGGGGCAUGAAGGAUCUGGUGUGAGAAAUCGAUCUGUUCAGAGGUGAUCAUUUGACUUGCAGUGUUCUUUGCUUUGCAUGUGCAAUAAGGACAUUUUGACCAAAUAUGUAAUUGAUUUUAUUUAUUUUGUAUGCAUAGUAAAAUUAUUAUAAUGCAAUUUAGAAAACCAAUAUGGAUUGAUAACUAGAUUAAAUGGACUAACAUUCUAUUUAAUCAGUCAAGUGCUCGCAUAUACAAAAAUGUAACCGCAAAUUACUUAAUGCAAAUCCAAAGAUUGAUCUUACCUCUAAAUAGUUUUAUCACACUAGAGAGCUUUCCUCAAAUACUGGA
This is a messenger RNA of Rhinichthys klamathensis goyatoka, 3577 nucleotides long. RefSeq names its product acyl-CoA synthetase bubblegum family member 2 (gene acsbg2). The record is from RefSeq and is a predicted model, not a curated record. The transcript is spliced from 15 exons. Gene Ontology annotation, molecular function: long-chain fatty acid-CoA ligase activity. Gene Ontology annotation, cellular component: membrane; endoplasmic reticulum. NCBI's taxonomy places the organism in Eukaryota, Metazoa, Chordata, Actinopteri, Cypriniformes, Leuciscidae. The coding region runs from base 137 to 2398 and encodes 753 amino acids.